CACUUUCAAACAGCUCUGCUGCUCUUCCUGUCUUUACAUAUCAAGGUAUUGGGCGAAUAAAACGCCACCUGAACGCUACUGGUGGAAAUACUAACAGUUUUUCACGUUAUAUAAAGAAAGAUGAGCACUGAGCGCGGUCUCGAGGCAGGUGAAUUAAUCGUUGCUCAUGUUGUCCUGGCACGUUUAUAUCGGUUGAUGAUGUUUUAAAAUGGCGCUGGCAGCAUCAGGACAGGGUCGGCAGUGAUGAUGAAGAGGUGAUGGCACACGUCACUUUACCUGCAGCAGGAUCAUGGCAGAAGCAGAACGCACGUCCAAUGGCAGCAACACAAACUGUCACAACAAAGAUGAACACCGCUUGUUUCAUGACAGAUUCACAAGUCUCAUCGUUCAGUCACUCCUCAUUCAACCAGUGUUUGCAGAUUGCCCCAAAGCCUCUCAUUCAAAAACAUCUCAACCAUUGCAAGACCUCAGUCUCUCAGCCACAACAGGUCUCCCUUAGCUAUAGGCCAUUCACUUUCUUUAAUGGCUCAUGUGAUGAUGAUUGCAGUAGCUUGGCCUCUCAGGACUCUGGUAUCCCCACCCUUGAGAUCAACCCUCCUGAGCAUAUACAUGCUCGAGACACAACUGCUGAGCUGGUGGUUCCACAUCCACAAGAUGAUAAUCCUGCUACACUAAACUUGGAUGUCUCAGAUAGCUCCUUACUUAAGUCUUCCACCUUCCCCCAUUGUGACUUUGGCUCAGUGCAUCUCUAUGGUACAAGCAGGCAGAAAAGUGGGGCAGAAAAGAGCACUUUGUACCGUAGUGAUGAUAUUUCAGUCUGCAGCAUGUCCAGUUUAAGUACUGAAUUUUCUGCCACAUUGUUAGUCAGCAAUGAAGACUUCCUAGACUUCAUGAUUACAUCAGAGUCCAGCGCCAUUGUUACAUUUGAGAAUGAAGAUGUCCUGCACCGUUCGGACAUUUCGCUGUCACCCCCCGCCGACCUACACGGCAAGCUGAGCAGCCCACAAUGGCAACCUGUGGGGCUGUCAACAGCACAUGAGGCUAGGAUGAAAAGACUGGGACCACUUGCCAGCUUCCUCCACAGGAGUAAAAAUGACACUGGUGCACCUGAAGGUCAGAGAGAGCCUGGAUGGAAGCUGUUUGGUAAAGUUCCACCUAAAGAAGUUUCACCCAAAGACCCCAGGAAAAUACAAAAGGAAUAUGAAAGGAGUGGACACACAGGCAAUCCCACAUCUCCCAAGAAGAAUGUAAGAAAGAACCUGGACUUUGAGCCACUUUCAACCACAGCACUUAUACUGGAGAACCGCCCUGCAAAUCUUCCAGCAAAGCCAGAAGAAGAGGCUCAGAAACACAGAGAAGAAUAUGAGGAGAUGGUGACUCAGGCCAAGAGGAGAGAGCUGAAAGAGGCCCAGAAACGGAAGAAGCUGCUGGAGGACAGGUGUAAAUUAGAGGAAAGCAUUGGCAAUGCGGCUUUCACCUGGAGUCAAGAAAUACUGCCCAACUGGCAUAGCAUGUGUUCAACUAAGCGGGUGAGGGAUUUGUGGUGGCAGGGUCUACCGCCGAGUGUAAGGGGCAAAGUCUGGAGUGUAGCGAUAGGAAAUGAACUCAACAUCACAGAUGAGCUGUAUAACAUUUGUUUGGCAAGAGCGAAGGAGAAGUGGAAUGCUUUUCUAGCUCCAACGGCUUCUACAGAAACAGAGUGUGAAGAUGCAGGCUUGUUCCAUGCUGAUCGAGAGGCCAGUCUAGAAUUGAUAAAGUUAGACAUUUCCAGAACCUUUCCCAAUCUCUGUAUAUUCCAGCAGGGGGGUCCAUACUAUGAUGUAUUACACAGCAUUCUGGGAGCCUACACCUGUUAUCGUCCUGAUGUGGGAUAUGUACAGGGAAUGUCCUUUAUUGCAGCUGUGUUGAUCCUCAACAUGGACACUGCUGAUGCCUUUAUUGCUUUUGCCAAUUUGUUGAACAAGCCUUGUCAAAUGGCUUUCUACAGAGUAGACCACAGUCUUAUGUUGACAUACUUUGCAGCAUUUGAAGUGUUCUUCGACGAAAACCUACCAAAGCUAUUUGCACAUUUUAAGAAUAACAACAUGUCGUCUGAUAUUUAUUUAAUUGACUGGAUCUUUACUUUGUACAGUAAAUCCCUCCCAUUGGACAUUGCAUGUCGUGUGUGGGAUGUAUUCUGUCGAGAUGGCGAGGAAUUUCUGUUCCGCACAGCACUGGGUAUUCUACGUCUUUACGAGGACAUUCUCGCACACAUGGACUUCAUCCACAUUGCUCAGUUCCUGACACGCCUGCCAGAGUGCAUCUCUGCUGACGAGCUCUUCUCCAGUAUAACAAACAUCAACAUGAACUGCAAGAACAAGAAAUGGACACAAGUUCUUCAGACUUUGCUGAAAGGACAAGAUCGGGGCAGUCCACAACUGAAAUGCUAAGGUUGCAACCUCGCAUUUCAGUUUAAAUACAGAGACAAAGAGACAGCCUCAUGUUCAUGGAUACUCCGGCAUACCUCUGGUAACACAUCAAAGAAUAUCAAGAAUUUGGCAGAUUUGAAAUAACAAAAAUUCCAGUAGCCCCCUGAAUGUGUCCUGUUCCAUGCAAAAUGUUGCUUGGGAAGACAAGUUGAGCACACAGGAACUGUGUCGUACCUGAAACGACACGUCACGUGAAUGUACACUCCAUCAGUAAAUCAGCACUGCUCCGGAAUGGCACAUGUGUUCUGUUGAAUGUGAGUUUGUAAUGCUCAACUCUGUUUUCUGUCUUCUAUUCACACUCACCAUUUAUCUUUCCUUUAUCCUUUUCUUUGCUUCAGCUUAAAGAGAUAGUUCACCCAAAAAUGAAAAUUAUCUCAUCAUUUACUAACCCUCAUGCUAUCCAAGAUGUGUAUGACUUUCUUUCAUCUGCAGAAAAUAAAAAAGAUUUUUAGAAGAAUAUGUCAGCUCUCUAGGUCGUCAUAAUGCAAGCGAAUGGUGACCAAAAAGCACAUCAAGGCAGCAUAAAAGUAAUCAAUAGACUCCAGUGGUUAUAUCCAGAAGUGAUAUGAUAGGUGUGGGUGAGAAACAGAUCAAUAUGUAAGUCCUUUUUCACUAUAAAUUCUCCCUACCCAGUAGGUGGAGAAGCACACAAAGAAUGUGAAUCACAAAAAAACUAAAAUAAUUUUAAAGCAAAAGUGGAGUGGAGAUUGAAAAAGGACUUAAAUGGUGAUCAGUUUCUCACCCACACCUAUCAUAUCACUUGUGAAGAUAUGCAUUUAACCACUGGAGUCACAUGGAUUACAGUUAUGCUGUCUUUAUGUGCUUUUUGGACCUUCAGAGUUCUGGUCACCAUUCACUGAUCUACAGAGCUUAAAUAUUCUGUUUGUGUUCUGUAUCCGGUAUGGCAUGAGGGUGCGUAACUGAUGAGAGAAUUUUCAUUUUUGGGUGAACCAUCCCUUUAAGCUUGCCGUUUAAAUGUAAAGUAAAAGAAAAUGGAAAUGUUUUGUUUUAUAUGAUUUCUUAUCUGUGGUGUAUAUUGUUUUAAUACUUGUGAAAAUAUUAAUUGACUUGAAAUUAGAUUCUUGGUCCUUUUUCUUGACCUCUGGCUGUCCUUUAAAGCUUUAAUUCUUCCCUUGUAGUAUGUUGAAAUUUGGGAGGUUUAUUUUGUGGAACUGGAAUUUAACAAAUCAUUAGAAAGGAUGCAAUGUCAGGAAAUCUCUUGCUUUUUGCACACUUAUUGUAUGUAAGUCUCUUUGAAGCUCAGAUUGAUUCUACAUGUAUCUAAUCUGUCCUUUCUCACAAGUGUCUUUAUUCAGACAUUUGAGCGGAUGCUGAAAUAUACGGAUGUGCUUGUAGUGUUACUGUACUUUCUCACUCCCUCCCCCAUUUCUGUUAUUGAAAUUAAUUGUGCCACUUUAUAACCAAAUGUGCUGAAAUACAAGCAUAAGGAAGCAUAUUAAUAAAGUUUAUAGGAAGACUAGAAUGUGGCUUUAACAUUGUGGUACAAACUGGUUCAGUUCACUUCUCAGUGGCUGAAGUGUUAAAAAGAGAGAAGGGGACACAUAAGCUAGGAGUUCCGUUUAGAGAUGAUUUGGCUCAUCUUGUCUUUAUUUAUGCUUGACAUCUCAUUUUGCAAUUAAUAGCAGAGAAACUAGCCUCUCUGAGUUUUGCAGUAAUCUUUUGACAUUAAACGCUGAAUCAGGUUGAGAAAAAAAAAAUAUUAUUCAAAAUGUAUUAAUUUGCACAAAUACCAUGUACCUUCAUUAGAUGUUGCUAGGUUUAUUUUGUAGGAUUUGUUUUCUGUUUUGUUGUGUUUUUGUGUAAAUAAUACACUUAUUUAUGAGACUGCACUAUAACGGCAAUAACUCAUCUUUUAAGUUCAAAGAAGUGAAUGUAUAAAUUUGAUGUCGAAAUUAUAUUAAUGUUGUGUUUUUUUUUUGUAGUAUCACAUUGUACCUCCAAAUACUUAUUUAUUAUAUUCAUUGGAAUAUUCAUUGCAAGUUAUAGAUUAUAAUUUCUUUGAGGAACAAAGACCUAUUAAUUCGAUCCCCUCAAGAGUGUGUAAAAUCAAAUAAUCGGAUUGAAAGCACUAACUUGCAUACCCUGUAGUGAGUUUAUGUUGUGUUAAGGUGUUAUCAAAGUAAUGUGGUGAGAUUUCACCGCUUUGUGAUCACUGUGAUGGAAGGAAAACCACCCACCACAGUUAUUUGUGGUGGAAACCACACUACUGCAAUAAGCUACUUUGCACAUUUUUCACCUUUUUUGUAGAUUUUCAUGCUCAAUUUUCUGUUCUGUCUGCUGGUUCAUGAUUUGUUUCUUCUUCAGUAGCACAUAGGAACUCAUUAUCUUUUGUUAAUGUUGGAUAUUGGCAUUAUCAUCCAUUUGAUUAUUCAGUGCCCUCAGUUUUAAUGUGUCUGCUCACUUUGAAAUGUCUGCCAGUUUUAUUUUCCCUGUGUCCAGCAAACCUUCGAUGCAAGCAUUUUCAAGUUUAAUUCUUCUUGUUGGGUCUAGAUGUUGUUAUAUUGAUAUGCACCAUUACCAACAAAUAAUCAAAAUGCAUAGGUUUUGCAAGAAGUGUGUCAUAUGUCCAGGGUUGCAGCUAAUCAAAGUAGAUGUCAGUUUCAAAAAAACAAAAAAAAGUAAUGAAGACAAUCUUGAGUGUAAUUGCAGAGUUUGUGUACAAACGCUUCCAAUUUAUGUCAUGAGUACUGAAGUGUGCACAUCAUAAACCUCUAUUUAUAUUGUUCUAUAGGGCAUCCAGGGACAUGACAGGGGAUCUUAUAACAAUGCAGACUAGUAAAUGCUGGCAAUGAAGUACACUAGUGUAUUAUUGUUAGUGUUUUCCCAAACAAUGUCUUUGUGGAAACUGAAGGAACCAAGUGAGAAUUAUUGAGCAUGUGUUGAUGCAGCUUACUCAGUGAGUUAAAUACUGUAAUAAAACAUUGCUUUUGAAGAAUCUAAAGGGUGAUAGGUUUUCAAACAAAUCCAAACAUCUCAGUUAUAUUCCUCUGACCAUCUUCAUUUACUUAUUUGUUUGUCCUUUUUGUCAAAUAAUGCUGCCUUUGUUUGCUUUGGUUGUGUCAAUAUGGAAUUGGAUGGCAUAGAAAUAAAUGACAAUAAAGUUGUAUAUAUU
Xyrauchen texanus (razorback sucker) is the source of this 5601-nucleotide messenger RNA. Its product is annotated as TBC1 domain family member 14-like. The transcript is spliced from 16 exons. The coding region runs from base 258 to 2429 and encodes 723 amino acids. The record is from RefSeq and is a predicted model, not a curated record. Lineage: Eukaryota; Metazoa; Chordata; Actinopteri; Cypriniformes; Catostomidae.